CGAGGCCGGGAGGAGCGCAGCGGCGGCGGAGGUGGUGCCCCGGGAGGUGGUGCUCCAGGGCUGGGCGGGGCGCGGGGCUUUCCCGCUUCCUCUCGGCUCGGCCCAGCCGGCAGGAGCGUCCUGAGCCUGCCCACCCCACCUCUGCGUCGCCCCACGGAAGGUAUCCGAGCAGAGCCUUGCACCAUCUGCACACACAGUGUGAGGACCCCUCUCUCCCUGGGCGUUUGGACCAUCUUCUGAGACAGAAGUGCUCACUGCCAGCUUCAAAGUCAUUCCCCAGUGCCUAACUUUGAUGUGUGUUAGCACUGUUUGACUGGCCUACUCAUUCCUGCUUCCACGUGUACUUUUGAGGCGCGCCUCCUUUUGAGGGACCAUGAUCCAUUAACAAAAGACCUACCUCUUCAGCUGCACCUGUCUUAGCAAGGUCAAGGCCACCAGGGACUCAACAGUGCGCUGAUGGACAGGAUGGAGACCCGGCAGCGGAGGACAGAGGAUUUGGGGCCACCACACACCCCCCUUCUCGAAAGACCACCCACAACCUCAGAAGAUGCACUCCCGAGUGUCCCUGAGAGCCAGAGGGCCACCACAAAGCCCCUGGGCCCCGAGCUCAGCAGAGAGACCUCCCUGUCCAUCGCCCUUCAGGUCACAGUGCCCUUCCUGUUUGCAGGUCUAGGACUGUCCGGUGCUGGUGUGCUUCUCAACUAUUUACAGCACUGGCCUGUGUUCACAGACGUCCAGGACCUUUUGACCCUGGUGCCAUCCCUCGUGGGCCUGAAGGGGAACCUGGAGAUGACACUGGCGUCACGACUCUCCACAGCAGCCAACACGGGGCAGAUGGAUGACCCACAGGUCCGGCACAGAAUCAUCAGCAGUAACCUGGCCCUCAUUCAGCUGCAGGCCACCGUGGUGGGACUCCUGGCCGCUGUGGCCGCCGUGCUGCUGGGAGCUGUGUCCAGGAAGGAGCUGGACUUCUCCAAGGCUGAGUUGCUGUGCGCCAGCAGCAUCCUCACCGCCUUCCUGGCUGCCUUCGCCCUGGGAAUGCUGAUGAUCUGCAUCGUGAUUGGCUCCCGGAAGCUCGGGGUAAACCCCGACAACGUCGCUACGCCCAUCGCGGCCAGCCUGGGGGACCUGGUCACCCUCUCCAUCCUGGCUUUAGUUAGCAGCUUCUUUUAUCGACACAGAGACAGCCGCUACCUGAUGCCGCUGGUGUGCCUGGGCUUCACGGCGCUGACCCCCGUGUGGGUGAUCCUUGCCAAGCGGAACCCCCCCAUCAUGCAGGUCCUCAAGCUCGGCUGGUUCCCCAUCAUCCUGGCAAUGGUCAUCAGCAGUCUCGGAGGGCUCAUCCUGAACAAAACCAUCUCUAAACAGCAGUACAAAGGCAUGGCCAUAUUCACGCCCAUCAUAUGCGGUGUCGGUGGCAACCUGGUGGCCAUUCAGACCGGCCGCAUCUCCACCUACCUGCACAUGUGCAGCACACCAGGAGUCCUCCCGCUCUGGAUGAAGAAAUUCUGGCCUAACCCGUGCUCCACGUUCUGUACCUCAGAGGUCAACUCCAUGUCGGCGCGGGUCCUGCUCUUUCUGGUGGUCCCGGGCCACCUGAUUUUCUUCUACAUCAUCCAGCUGGUGGAAGAACACAGUGUGACAGACAGCAAGGUCUUCCUGGCGCUCUACCUGCUGGCUGGCCUGAUCCAGGUGGCUAUCCUGCUGUACCUAGCAGAUGUGAUGGUCCGGGUGACGUGGCACCAGGCCCUGGACCCCGACAACCACUGUAUCCCCUACCUCACGGGGCUGGGAGACCUCCUGGGCACCAGCCUCCUGGCCCUCUGCUUCCUGCUGAGCUGGCUGCUGCUGGGCAGAGCAGAGCUGGAGGGCAUCUCUGAAAUGGCAUCAGGGCCACCCUAGUGAGCCCAGGCAGCCCUGCCGCAUCUAGAAUGUUCCCCCAUGUGUGGGCACAGAGCUCAGCUCCUCUUGGUGGCCUGUCUCUACGGUGGUCAGCCCUCUCUGCACUGGCCCUUUGUCUGUCUGGCAGAGAGACUUACACGCCUUGACUCUGAACUUGGAAGUGGGUUUGUGCAUGCAUGAGGCCUGGAGCUCUUGCCUGAAGAUGCUGAAGGAACACACGUGCCAGGUUGCUGGGCUAGCACCACUCUGUGCCCAGACAGCGUGGACCACUCAGACGGGAAGGGGGUGUGUUCUGUGCCCAGGUCUCGGAGCACUCCGGCCCUGGGAUCCCUCUGCCAUCUCAAGCCCUUCCCAGGGUCAGUGCCUGCACCCUCCUCCUCUGCUUCCAGCUGCUCAGCUGUCACUGCUCCUUCUGCCUGUUUUUUAUUGUUGUUGUUGUUUUUCCUAGUCAUUAAUUAAACAUAGACCUCAGUUUAGAUUUUGGUGACCAGAGACAUGAAAUAAAGUACAGACCAGGUG
Molecule: messenger RNA, 2421 nt
Organism: Erinaceus europaeus (western European hedgehog)
Lineage: Eukaryota; Metazoa; Chordata; Mammalia; Eulipotyphla; Erinaceidae
Gene: SLC41A3
Product: solute carrier family 41 member 3
Exons: 13
Coding region: 457-1902 (481 amino acids)
Biological process (GO): monoatomic cation transport
Cellular component (GO): plasma membrane
Molecular function (GO): monoatomic cation transmembrane transporter activity
Source: RefSeq, a predicted model, not a curated record